CAGUCACUUGUUAACCCUUGUUGCGGAAGCAUCUGCAUCACAGUCUUAUUACCCCUAUGUAACUCCAUUUUGACCUGUGACUGAAUGAAGAACUAUCAAUGUGGGCCGUAACACUGGUCGGUGUUGUCAUGCUGUAGGCCUCGGCGGCGUCCACAAUAGCCAUAUAAACUGGCGUCAGUUCGCCCGCGUGUUAAUGACUUCUUAAUUGUGAAAAUGCGAAUACUACAUUUAUAACUUAAGCUCGACUAUGGCAUACUGGAGUGUGGAGGUGGUGGUGGUGCUGGUGGUGGGCUGUGCUGUGUCCAGCUUGGCAGAGAUCACCGUCAACUGUGAUGCUGUUUGUAAUCAGGAGAGCUGCUGCGCACGGGCCAGGCGUCAUCGUGACCACAGUGUGAGGGUGGAGUCCAUGCAUGGAGAAGAGGAGAACGAAUGUAAUGUCGUCUGCAGAAAUGAACAGUGCCACACGGGGUGUUUGGACUGGAGAGAGGCGACCAGGUCAUCUUGUCGGCAGACUUGUACCUCGCACGGCUGGCCGAGUGAGGACACCAUGUUCUGUACCAUGGGGUGUGUGUACGCUGCACAGACUUUCUUACGUCAAGUGGAAGAGGUGAUAACGACUCCCGCAGCCCCGCAACUCAUCGCCCGGAGUGUGAGUGAGUCCAGUGUGGGGCUGAGAUGGAACACUGUCCCCGAGGUGGAUGAGGUGCGGUACCUGGUGCAGUACCACCAGACCACGGUACCAGGAGAAUGGGUCUACUACAGGCCUGACCAGCCCCUCAACACCACCCAAGUCUUUGUCCAGGAUCUAAAUCCUUACACAAAAUACCAGUUUCGCAUUGCUUGGUUGGUUCUCCCACAUCACGCUCCCAUUAUGUCUGAAGCUAGUUCAUGGAUCAGUACUCUGGCUUCUGGCCCUCCACGAUCACCUCCAAGAGAGCUAAAAGCAGUGCCCCUUGACUGGUCCCGUGUAGAAGUAACGUGGGAGCCUCCCCUCUUCCCAGGCGGAGACCUCAUCUCGUACACUUUGUAUUCCAAAGAUACUCAAAGACAGGAGAUGAGGGCAAAUAUUAAUGCCAACGAAGAACGAAGGUACAUCCUUGCUGAAUUGUCUGCCAACACAACAUAUCUUCUUAACCUAACAUCCACUAACCAUCGAGGAGAAGGCCCUGCCGUAGUUGUCAAAGUGACAACUUAUCCAAACUCUCCAGCUGUUGAUGAUGGUCAAGGCUAUUUGCUUCUAACAUCAGGCCCGAGUCUCUUAAAACUAGGCCUUGACAUAGCAGAUACUCCAACACUCAUUUGUAACACUUCUGGAGGACAUAACAUUAUAGGAAUGGCUGCACAUAUCCCUUUAGGUAUAAUAUACAUCAGCGACACAAGUGGGUCUAUUUAUCAGAUGAGAAUUUCUCCUGUUCAACAGAGAAUACUUCUGACACAGAGCCAAAUUCAUGGUUACCCAUUAAGUCUUUCUGUUGAUUGGCUAUAUGGUUAUCUCUACUACAUUGUCCACCUUGAGCCCCCAGGGGAUCAUACGUGGCAACUUUGGCGCUGUGAUUUGAUGGGUAAAAAUCCUGUCUUAAUAUAUGGAGGACUUCACUAUGAAGCAAAAUAUCUCCAGGUUGAUCCAUAUAAUGGAUACAUAUGGUGGAUCUCUGAGGACCUUGACAAAGGAUUACACCGCCUAAAUUUGAAUGAUGAAUUUGUGGAAGGGGAGGAGCCUAUGGUUGUUCUGCGUUCAUCUGAUUUGGCAGGACUUGUUCUCGAUCCUCCAAAUUUUCAGGUUCUCAUAGCAGAUCGUAAAAACAACACAAUGCUGGCAGUCUCUCUUGAUGGGACUUCAGUGACUAAUUUAAGGAACAAUACACAGCAAGCAUUCUUUAAGCAUCUUUGCUCUGUGGUGCACCUUAACAGUCGCUUCAUCUGGACAGAUGGCGGGGAGGUCUGGACUGAAGAGUUAAACGGGGAAACAUUUUAUCACAUCAGCUAUCUUGAUGUGAGUAAAUUUAACUUUGGGACCUUGGUGGCUGUACAUGCUUCCACACAGCCAGUUCCUGUUCCACUCAAUCCUCCUAGUGAGCUUCAAGCCGUGUUCACCCGAAAGUCGGCUUCUCUUACAUGGAACGCACCGACACUGCCUGCACUCAUGGGUUCUGGUGCUUGGCAAAAGUGGCUGUAUGAAAUGCACAUCCAGGAAGGACAAAAAAUCAUUUAUCGUAAAAAUAUAUGCGACACGUCACAUCAAGCCACUAACCUCAGACCUGGAACAUUUUACAUAAUCAAGGUGCGAGCAUACUCUAUUGGAGGAAAUGGUCCCUGGAGCCAUGAAUUCCGAGGACGAACUCUUGAUGAUACAGAUUUGGCUCCAAAGUUAAUUUGGGCAAUUGAUAAAAAGAUUAUUUUUACGAAUCUGGCUGGAAGUGAAAGCUCCGUUUUGAUUUCACAGGAAACACUGAAGACAAAGUUAGAUGAUGGGAAAAUUGCAGACCUUGCGUUUUUUCAUGAUUCUUUGGUAAUGGCAGUGAGUAACCGGAGUGUUUUUGUCAUGAAUAUCACCACAUCUACCUUCAAUGAGCUGCCCAAUACUCAUGGUGUUCUCUCAGUGUCUGUUGACUGGCUUACUCAACGACUCUUCUGGGCCAACCCUCACAGACAGAUGAUUGGUUGGACAAAUCUUAACGGGUCAUCUCAAGGUCCUUUAAAUGUGGUGACGGCUGCCAGGGAGGUGCGUGUAGAUGCCCUGCGUGGCCGUCUUUUCUGGACAACACCUCACGCAUUGUUAAUGUCGACACUUGCUGGUCGUAAUGUAACAACCGUCCACCAGGAAGGAAUCUUUAGUGGAAAGCAAGUUUAUGGCCUGACUGUAGAUUCACAAGGUUCCCGCAUCUGGUGGAUUGUGCGUGAUGCAGAUGGCUGCCGCUUAUUUGGUGCAUUAGUUGGAGAUACACUGAGGAAAUUUCCAUCAAAACUUCUUCCAAACACUGUUGAAGUUGGUCCAAUGUGGUAUGUGAGUGAACGGCUGCUGUGGCUGGGAGAUGACGGCGAUGUGGUUGUGUCAGACACCAACCUCAACAACUCGGCUGCUCUUCACACUUCCAAUUUAGGAGUUUCUCACUUUAUUGUGAUGCUUCCGAACCUCCAUCCUGUUCCAGAUGGUGUUAAGAUGCCAGUUGUGAUACCUGAACAAAUAGAUGCAAAGUCUCUCUUAGUGAAAGGCACAUGGACAAACUUUUCACUUGUGUGGAAGCCUAUCACAAAUGUAAAUUAUGGCAGCCUUAUGUAUGAGGUCAUCAUUGACAAUGGUAACAUAAAGCAGGCAUUCCUCACUAAUGAAACUACUAUUGUGUAUGAAGAAAUACUACCCCCAUAUUCAACUCUCAAGGUAUCUAUAAGAGGCAUUACAAACUGGAAUUCAGGGGCCAGACUUUUGAAAACUCUUAGAACACCAGCACACUUACCGGAAGCACCUCAAGAUCUGAGAACAUUUGUUCACAAGAUUCAGGAUUCAAAUGCCAUGAUCAACCUGCGUUGGUCUCCUCCUGACAAACCAAAUGGUGAGAUAAUUAAUUAUGAAAUAAUUUACUGCACCAUAAAUGACGAAGAGAAGUGCAUAAGUAAAAUGGUGAAUGGCACGAUGAACCAAUUAACAGUUGAAAAUCUGAAUGCUGAUCAAGUAUAUGGGUUCAAGGUUGCUGCAGUCACCGAGAUGGGAAAAGGGUCGUACAGCCAUGAAGUAACAGGGUCUCUGCAGCAGCAUGUGCCGACUCCAUCUCUCCUUGUGGUCAGCGACAGAUCCCUUAUUAAGCUCGAUGCAGAUCUUCAAGAGGAAGCGGAAGUAUUAAGUGAGAAUUCCAGAGUUCAGUGGGCAACACCUUUACUGAAGAAUUCCUCUUUUGCUUGGAUGGAUGUGAAUUCAGAUAUAUAUUUAACUGAUAUGAAGACAAACUUUACUGAAAAGCUUCUGCGCCUCAGUGGUCGAGGUGUUGGCUUAGCGGUAGACUGGAUCGGUGAAGUGAUUGUAUGGGCUGAAGCUCCACCUGAGGGAUCAAGUGAAAUCAAAAUUCAAACUUUAAUUAUUGGACAGAAAAGUGGAAAGUUUGUUACGUCAAUGAAUAUAACUGGGCACAUCAAGAAAUUCUUGCUGUCCCCAUUAACCAGUCAAUUACUGGUGCUUCAUGAAGGUCAUAGAGGUCUCCAGCUGCUGAAUACAAGUCUCUCUGCUAACACACUACAAAACUUUUUCAGGGAAGAGAGGAGUUCUGAGUGUAAUUGUAUGACAACUCCAACUCUGGGUGGUGCCAUUGCAUUGGAUGCUUCAAACAUAUCAGAUGUCUCUUUAUACUUCGUUGCAUCUGAGCAAACUCCAGACGUUCUCAGAGCUUCAACUGUUUAUAAAGCUGAUCUUUCUGGAUGUUCUUGUGAAGCCAUUUUUGUACCAGAAGAAUAUGGAUAUGGUACAUGUAAUGAAAUAGCAGUUGACUAUGGCCAUUUAUACUGUUAUACAGCAAGUAACCAAACCCUCCUGUGGCUGCCUAAGAAGGGUAUAACAUUAACGGAAGAUUUGCACUCUCAGCCACUACACAAUGCAACAUCUCUUAUUCCAGUUGACCUUGCCACACAACCUAUGCCAGAACCAGAGUGUCUUGUACCGUCUAAUUACUCAGAAGCACCCACAUUGGCUGGUAGUAGAGAGACCACUAUUGCCAUUAAGCUAGUGGCUCCAGAAUCUAAGGAAAAUGAGUGCAGAUCAAUAACAUCACCUCCUGUUACUUACAUCUUGUAUUAUGCUCCUGUGUCACACAAUGAAUCAAUCUCCUGCUCCACUGAUAUAACACACUGUCACCAUGUGAGGAGAAUGGAGAACGUUAUAACAGUAAAUGGACUUCAGCCAUACACUCGGUAUGUGUUUCGGAGUGCUGUAGAAACUGUCUACAACAAGAGACUGGGAAUCAAGUCAGUAGCUGGUCCAGUGGCCAUAUACAAAACAAAAGCCAAAGCUCCAGAGAGUGUGGGUGAGGUAACUGCUGUGCCAUUAUCUCCAGAAGAAAUUGAAGUGAGUUUUAAAGCCAUUGAAGGACAAAUGUACGAGGUUCACUGGAAAGGGGGAGACUCCAACUCCGGCCCGAUUCAUCCCCAGUUCAACAGCACACAGAGAAUUAAGACAACAAUCAGUAGACUUCAUCCUAACACUAAAUAUGAGGUCUGGGUAAGGGUCUAUUCUAAAGAUAGACUUUUGCAUGACAAUAGUCCUCAAGCAGCUGUGAUUACUUUUCCUGAGCUACCCCACAUUAAAUUGGAAAAUUCAACUGCACAUACGCUUUCCAUUAGUUGGAAGGCACCAUCUGACAAUUCCGUGUUCCGUCAUAAUUUUCAGUAUAUAGCCUUAGGAGAUACUCGCUGGAAAGAACUCGGAGUGGAGCAAACUACUGCUGGACAAACAUAUUUGAUCAACAUCACUAAACUGGUGCCAGCCACCUCUUACAUACUGAGGCUUGAGGUCGUCUACAACAACACCUUACACAGCUACUCAUGGCCAAAACAACCCCUCUUUAAUUUUUCCACUCUGGGUGAGAUUCCAGGAAAACCUGGACAAGUAAUGCGUCAGCAGGUUGGCGGUAUGUCGGUGGGCAGCAGCCUGAGGCUGUGGUGGAGUGAGGCUAAACCAAAUGGUGCACCAGUCAUUGCAUACACCCUGCAGGCUGCACUCUACAAUGCAGAUGAUCUUGAUGAUAAUAUUACAUAUGCUACUGUGUACAAUGGAUCAGAUAACUACUGGCUGAUCACAGGACUAGAAGCUCAAUCGAGUUACAUCUUUCGAGCCCGUGCUAUCAACAAACUUGGAGCAGGUCCAUGGGGAGAGAAGAAUGUGAUUGAUACUGUAGUGGGACCAACAAUGUUGACGCAGACAGGACUUCCUACAAUUUUGGCGUCGACUAUUCCCACAUCGCUUAUUUUCUUCGGAGUUCUUUUUACGUGUCUGAUAUAUGGUAUGAAACGUGCUGAAAGGAGGAGGAGGAAGGUGAAGGCAGCUUCCCUCAAUGAUUCUGCACAUCACCACCACCAUCACCACCAUCCUCGAUCCCGUGAAGUAGAACUUGCAACACUUCGUCAGUUGCCAACAAAUAACAACUUUGUCACAGAAAAUAAUGUGCUCUAUAACCUUCACACAUUUCCUGGAGAUGACGUUGAUCUUCCCCAUGUGUCUCGACACUGUAUCACGCUCACUAAGUUUCUUGGUUGUGGAGCAUUUGGUGAAGUGUUUGAAGGUACAGCCUGUGGGCUGCCGUGCUUACCUGAGGUCACAAAGGUGGCAAUUAAGACCCUUCGUAAAGGAGCAACAGAGGGAGAAAAGGCAGAGUUCCUAAAGGAAGCUCAAUUGAUGAGUCAUUUCCAGCAUGAACAUAUCUUGCGUCUUUUGGCCGUGUGUACAGAUCAUGAUCCUUUCUUCCUUAUCCUUGAGCUUAUGGAAGGUGGCGAUCUUCUCUCCUAUCUUCGUACAAGUCGAGGGGCCGAGUGCAGCUUGACACUAUCAGACUUGGUGGCCAUGUGUCUUGAUGUGGCAAAAGGUUGUGUAUAUUUGGAGGAAAUGCACUAUGUUCACCGUGAUUUGGCUGCACGAAAUUGUCUUGUCUCGACCACUGAUCCUGAAUUACGUAUUGUAAAGAUUGGUGAUUUUGGACUUGCCCGAGACAUAUACAAAAAUGAUUACUAUAGGAAGGAGGGAGAGGGACUGUUACCAGUGAGGUGGCUAUCACCAGAAUCCUUGGUUGAUGGAGUGUUUACAAGCCAUUCUGAUGUUUGGGCAUUUGGAGUCUUACUAUGGGAGAUCCUGACACUUGGUCAGCAGCCGUACCCUGCACGAACCAACCUCGAGGUGCUGCACUAUGUCAGGAGUGGUGGCCGCCUUAAUCGCCCACCCAAUUGCCCAGAGGAACUCCAUAAACUGAUGGAGCGAUGUUGGAGUUACAGUCCAGAGAAUCGACCAACGUUUAAAGAAUGUUUAAGAGCCCUUUUGAUGUUAGAAGAAACCAUAUCAGCUUUGCCUGCCCUUGCUGUUCACAAUGUUCACUACAUUGGUUCAAAUGGUGAUUGUGGCCUUGAUAACCUGGCUUAUGCUGAAGAUCGUGAUGAGAACCACAACACUAACUCAGGAAACUCAUUAGUUAGUGGGAAUGAUUGCUCACCUAGUAAUUCAUGGUCAGACCAAACAAGCAGUAGUGCUGUAAACCUUGGAGGGAAAAGUGCAAGUCAAGAAGAUGCAGGGAAUGGUGCAGAAAUUGAAGAGUGUGAUUCAUUCUCAGGAGCAAGCACACUACCCCUAACAGCUCCUUUAAGGAGGCAUCAGCAGUACCUACAACUGGUCAAUGAACCAUCACCAUCAUCACCACCCGUUUCUCCAAGAUCACCUCCAGUCAAUCUUCCAUUAGGGAGUGCAGCAGCAUCUGGCUUGCCAAGGUUUCCUCCACCAACCUCAUCAGAUGUUCCUCAGUCUCCAUCAAACUUUAUCACAACAGCUCAGGUGUCCAUCCCAUCCACUCCACUAAGUCCAAGUCUUUCCUCUCCCACCCCGGAUUCACCCACAAGUGUCACUUUUACUUUCCCUCUGCCUACAAUGUCUAAUGUAAUGUCUCCGCAACACUACCUCAAACCAUCAAACAAUAAGGUCUAUACUGGACCUUCUUUACAAGUUAGUUCCUAUGAAAAUGAGGGACAAGACAAUGAAACAGAUUCCAAUUGCAAUCCACUCGUGGAUAACUCUUACGUAAACAUGUCGGCUGGAGUUGACUUAAAACAAGCGUGUGAUUUAUCAGGUUCCAAUGAUUUUGGAAAAAUUAAUGGGGUUAAUUUAAGACAUAAGAGAGAUUGUGAUAUAAUAACUGAAUUAGACAAUCACCGACUGAGUGGUGUAUCGGCUCUUUCUGCUGUAAGUGGGAUGACAUCUGCAUCAACAGUCGAUCUUGACCAUAAUUCCAGCCAAUCUUGGUGCUAGAUAAGCCAAAGUUUGAGUGUGAAAAUUAUUUACAAUGAAUGUCAAUGGUCUGUGGGAAUUGGUAUAUACAGUAUAUAUAUAUAUUAAGAGUGGGCUUCAUUCUAAAUGUUAAGUUCAAUGUGCAUUUCUUCAAAAAUUUUAUUAUUACUAAGGCUUUCUGUCUGAAAAAAGUUGGUCUAGGAUUCCACAGGAUUUUUUAUUUUUAAAUUCAAAGGUCUCAUUUAAAAAUAUAUAUAUAUAUAUAUAUACUGUAUCACUGACAGAUCUUUGCUAUUAUAUGUACAUAUCAUCUAUUAUAAUUCUUUAACCUCAUAUGAAAAGUGUAAAUAUUUUUGUUUGUACAGCUAAUAUUAGUAAAGUUGUUGCCAUUUCAAAAUUAAGGAUUUAUUUUACUCUAGUGCUAAGACUGUUAUUUGUGUGAAUAGAUUUAUACUCUAAUCUGAAUGUGGUGUACUUUUCCAGUAUGAUAGGUACACACACCACCUAACAUUCAUCAGUGAACUUAGAAAAAUAUAAUUGGAGCCAAUAAUUAUCAUUUGUUAUUGAUUUGUGGUAAAUGGGUCACCUAUUGAAGUACUGUAUAUACAUACAGUAUUGUAAAUCUUGUGCAUUCAAAUUAUCCCAAAAGUUAUGUUUUAUGAGAUUAUUUGAUUUGAUGAGAUUUAAGGGUUUUGGGCUCAAGGCUUGCUACUGGUACCUUUUGAGCUCAAGGCUCGCUACUGGUACCUUUGGGCUCAAGGCUUGUCACUGGACCUUUGGGCUCAAGGCUUGUCACUGGACCUUUGGGCUCAAGGCUUGGCACUGGCACAUUUGAACUCAAAGCUUGGCACUGGUGCCUUUGCAUUAUUGAGUACCACAUUACUUCAUUUGAAUAGUUUAUUUAUUAUAAGUACACAAUACUAUAUAGUUCAUGAAGUAAAUCGGUAAUACUUCAGCAAUCAGUUGCUGAAGUUUAAUGGGUGAAUGAAUAUUAUUAAUCAAUUCUUUACAUUCAUGUAUGCUGUAGUAUGUAUUACAAAUGUAUAGCAUGUAUGUGUAGGUUUAUGUGCAUUGUACUAAACAUAUAUACAUACAGUAUACAGUUCAACCUUCAAAAUCCAAAAAACCUCCAAACAAGGCACAAUGUUUCUGUUUCUGUUACGAAUUUAAUAUAGAUUCUGGAGGGCGUUCACCACGAAAUUAAAAAACAUUUCCUUAUAGUAGUUACUGUACUACCUGAUGAUAUCUUUCACUAUCUUUUCGGUUACUGUUUAUUUUUUUUUUAGUAAAUACAGAACUCAUAAAAAUAUAUCGAGUUUUUUAAUAUGUUUUACUUAACCAUUAUUGUAGUAUAACUCUAACAAUUCAGUUUUUUGUGUGUAUAAAUAUGCAUCAAGAUAUAUUCUAUCAUUUGUUAAAAAAAAAAAAUACCUGUAUUCCUUAAAUAUGAUGGUUAAUAAAUACAAAGGGUAAAAUAUUCUGAAUUCUGGAUAUUUCCCAAAUUUGAAUCAAGCUUGGGAAGAUAUAAUCUGAAUUUUGGAGGUUCCAUUGUAUUUCCAUGUACAGUACAGUAUCAUAUAUUUGUAAUACAUAUACAGUGCUGUAGUUAACAAGUGCCUGUAGUCACAAAGUCGUAAAAUCAUCCUGUGAUAUGAUUGACAUGAUUUUCUAUAAAAGUGCAAAAUAUUCUAUGUAUAUAUAUAGUUCCACUUGAUAAAGGCAAUUUGUGUCAGAAUAUGAUUAUACAAAUAUAUUCAUUAGAAAACAUACAUUUAUGCGUGACAACCUUAACGCAACAUAUCUUUGUUUAUAUAUUUAUUUAUUUUUUAAAUGAGUCAUGUUCUCUUGUACAAUAUUGCCUAAGAAAAUAAUGUGUUAAAUAUUUUGUUUGUUUCAGGUGUGUUUUCAAGGAGACACAUGUAUAGCUUGUACAGUAUGGGCUGUAUUUGCAAUACAGUAUUACAAAAUAUUAUUAAAAAGAGGAAUGCAUCAUAGAAUAAUAAUUAAAAUUAAAACACUCAUUUCAAUUAACUGAAAUAUAUGCAGUAGAUUUUGAGUAUUGAAAUUACAGAAAUUAUAUCUGGUCAUAUUAAAACUAAUCUAAACUAUAUUUUAAUAUGAGAAGUUAGUAAUAUAUAAAUGUACCAGUCAGUACAGUACAGUAUAUAAACUCUCAGAAAAUAACCAACGUAGACUUGCUCAAUAAAGGUGCAUGUUAACCUUUAGUGGACAUUUUGUAAGGGAUAGGAGGGGUGGGGGGGACCUCUACAUUGUACUGUCCGGGUUUGAUAAAAAAGGCUUUUAUUGCCUUAAUUUUAAUCCAAAUCUGAUCAUAUUACAGUACAAUAUAUCCAAAAAUUUGCUGCACCUGCAUCAACCAAUUAAGCCUAUCAUACACAUGUAUUAGUUAUGCUGUAAUGACAGAAGUUCCCAUCAUUUGUCUCCUUGUAUGCUAAUAGGUUAGUAUUGAAUUACUAACUGUUGUAAUUUUAAAUUUUGCCUAGUUAUGUAAACAAGUUAAAAAAAAAUUUAUUUGCAAUUCUAUGAGACAAAGUACAUAUUUCUUUUAACUGUACAUUUUAAAAAUUCAGCCGUGAAAAAGUGAACUAGUACAGUGUCGGCAUUCAGUCUGCACGAGGUUAAUAAAUGUAGCUUUUAUUACAGAAUUUCUUUUUGUAGAUCAGUUAAUGAAGAGGUUGAAUAAUGGUGCCAUUGAUAGUCACAAUUAUGCUCUUGUAAUGUGAGAUCUUAAUCUGGUUCCAUUUUGUUAAUAUAGCAUUAGUUACUUGUUUCGAGAAUAGAUACAAUUCUGACUUUUUUUUUUUAUACUGUAUUUUCUGUUGUGUCGAACAAUUGGAAGCCUUGACAGUGCUUUCUACAUGAAGAAAUUAAGUUAAUGCUUCCAUUGUGGAUAAUAUCCGAUGCUUAAUAAUGCACAUAAUGUAUAUAUAAAAAAAUAUUUCAUUUACUGUAAAUAAAAUCUUUCAAAUUA
Molecule: messenger RNA, 10958 nt
Organism: Procambarus clarkii (red swamp crayfish)
Lineage: Eukaryota; Metazoa; Arthropoda; Malacostraca; Decapoda; Cambaridae
Gene: sev
Product: receptor protein-tyrosine kinase sevenless
Biological process (GO): cell surface receptor protein tyrosine kinase signaling pathway; protein phosphorylation
Cellular component (GO): plasma membrane
Molecular function (GO): transmembrane receptor protein tyrosine kinase activity; protein binding; ATP binding
Source: RefSeq, a predicted model, not a curated record